Molecule: messenger RNA, 825 nt
Organism: Lecanosticta acicola
Lineage: Eukaryota; Fungi; Ascomycota; Dothideomycetes; Mycosphaerellales; Mycosphaerellaceae
Source: the annotation of a GenBank genome assembly
AUGGCCGCCAUCCAGCUCAACUUCACCCUCCGCACUUCUGCCAACGUCAAGACCGUCCACUUGCUCGGGUCCUGGGACAACUACAACGGCCAGCUGCCGCUGUCCAAGGACUCGUCCAAGUCGGGCGGCUGGAAGGGCACGUUCCGCUUCCAGGGCACCACGCUCAAGCAGGGCCAGCGAUACUGGUACUACUACAUCAUCGACGGCUACCACGUCUCCCACGACCCGGCGCGCGAGUCCGUCACGGAGCCCACCACCGGCCGUAAGCUGAACACCCUCGACAUCCCCAAGUCCGCAGCAGCAGCAGCAGCAGCAGCAGGCGGCGCAGCGAGCAAGCCCUCUUCUUCUUCCCGCCACUCGCGCCGCACGUCGGCCAACGUCCCCAAGGGCCGUCCCGUCGAGCAAUCCGACAUCGUCAGCCCACGCCCUUACAAGCCCCAGGAGACCCGCAAGGUGCGCACGGAGCAAUUCGCGCAGCCGACCAUGGAGCAGCUCACGGCGCGCUUCGCCGCCCAGCGCGUCGAGGAAUCCUCUUCUGAAGAAGACGAGGACAGCGAUUCCGACUCCGACGUCGCCUCGGACGUCCCCUCGCUCACGUCCCGCAGCUCCCGCAGCAGCAACAGCAGCACCCCGAGCUCCGUCUCCAGCACUUCCUCCUGCUGCACCUGCGAGCGCUACGGCAUCACCCGCGGCGGCUCCCGCGUCAAGCUCGACUGCGGCGGUUCGCGGUGCGGGUACUCGGAUGGCUCCGAGUGCUCCAGCGAGUCCGAGGACGACUACAAGCGCGGCACUACCCGCCGCAACGGCAUCGUCGUCCGUCGCUAG